AUGCUCCGCGGCGAGCUCGGUGAGCGCCUCAACGCCGCGCAGAAGGUCGGGCGCGUCUGGUCGCUGUGGCUGGCCUCCCCGGUAUGCGCGUGCUCCAUGGCGAGCCGCGGGGACGUCAAAGUCUCGGUCGAGGCGUUCUUCGGCGCCGAGUACCCGGAGCUCUCCUUCGAGACUGAAGUCGGCUCCCUCUCGCUGCUCCGGCAGCUGCCCGGCCUCCUGCGCCGUGCGGCGGAGGAGUUCCCCGGCCGCGCCAUCGACUACGGCGACAGCUACACCGUCAUCGUCGACAAGAGCCACGCCUGCGUCCGGGAGACGUUCGGGAAGCACGCGCGCGUCGUCGACGGCCGCCGCCUCGAGACGCUCGAGGACAGCCGCGAGGAGCUCAAGGCGCUGAAGAAGGCCGGCAAGGAGGAGGAGCACGCGGCGAAGCGCGCCGACGACAAGCGGGCGAAGCGCAAGACGUCCGGCGGCACCGGCGGCACGGGCCAGGGCAUCAAGCGACCGGCGAUCCUCAAGGAGGCGCUCACCGAGAUCCGCGCGCUGGCGCCGGUGAUCUCCUUCAAGAUCCUGCCCCUCAUCAUCGUGCUCGUGACCUACGCCAUGACUAGAGAGACAGAGAGAUUUCUACCUUCAUCUUCAGUGAGCUGCAUCUUGAUGUUGCAGUGCACCUUACCCCACUGCGCUCCUACUGCGUAUCCUGCUAGUUUUCCCUUCCCUUCCUUAAUUCAUUCUAAUCCAGUUUCAAGUCUUAUAGACAGCGAUUCGGAACUGAAGGAGUGA
Aureococcus anophagefferens is the source of this 780-nucleotide messenger RNA. RefSeq lists its product as hypothetical. NCBI's taxonomy places the organism in Eukaryota, Pelagophyceae, Pelagomonadales, Pelagomonadaceae. The coding region runs from base 1 to 780 and encodes 259 amino acids. The transcript has a single exon. The record is from RefSeq and is a predicted model, not a curated record.